Entamoeba invadens IP1 is the source of this 2322-nucleotide messenger RNA. RefSeq names its product vacuolar sorting protein, putative. The transcript has 2 exons. Gene Ontology annotation, biological process: retrograde transport, endosome to Golgi; intracellular protein transport. The record is from RefSeq and is a predicted model, not a curated record. Gene Ontology annotation, cellular component: retromer, cargo-selective complex; retromer complex; late endosome. The coding region runs from base 1 to 2322 and encodes 773 amino acids. NCBI's taxonomy places the organism in Eukaryota, Evosea, Mastigamoebida, Endamoebidae.
AUGAACUUUCAAAAGAAUGGAAAAGGGAAGGAACUCAAAAAGAUCAAAGAUCUAAUGAGCCGCCCUCAAUUAGACAGCGUUUACUAUUCUGAAGUCGAACAACAAAAGGAAUACGAGCGAAUAAUUCGUGUUAUCGACACGGAAGGCGCGAUCAUGAAUGCCGCUUUAAGCAACAAAGACCUUUCUAAGGCGAUCACAUGCUGCGACAACAUCGGUAAAGAGCUGAGAACUAUUUCUUUGUCACCUAAAAACUAUUAUAACAUUUUCUUGUCGACACAGACUGCUUUUAGUUCACUGUACAUGUACUUAAGAGACGAAUAUGAUGGGAGUCUUCUUGCAUUGUAUGAACAAGUCCAGUACAUCUACUACGCAGUUCCACGUCUUUACUUGAUGUGCUGUGUUGGUGCUGCCGCCAUUGUGAAAAAAGCUGCAUCAGUCGACGCACUAAUGAAAGAUCUUGUUGAAAUGUGUCGAGCCGUUCAACACCCGACUAAAGGUCUUUUUGUUAGAAACUACCUCAUCGAUAUGUUAAAAGAUAAAUUGCCAGAUGGAAACUCCACAGGACAAGGUUGUGGGUCUUUAGUUGAUUCCGUUGACUUUGCGUUGGUCAAUUUCAUUGAGAUGAAUAAGUUGACUGUGAGACUUCAAACGGGUGUUAGAGACAAAGAAAAGAAGGCAGACGAAGAAAGACAGUUACUCCAGUUGGUUGCUAGAAACAUCACAUUGCUCUCCAAUUUGGAAGGAAUGAGUUUCCGGUUGUACAGAGAUUCUAUUAUGCCAAGAGUCUUGGACCAAAUUGUUUCGUGUAACGAUUUGAAUGCUCAAAUGUUUUUGAUGGAUGUCAUCAUAUCGGCCUUCCCAGCCGAUUAUCAUAUUGGUACGUUGGAAGAUUUACUUCGAUGCUUCCCAGUCCUUCACAAGCAACUCGACGUUCGGCCUCUUCUCUUAAACUUGAUGAAGGCUUUGAUCACUUUUAUCAAGUCGGAUCAAACACUCGAUCCAAUUCUCGCAAAGAUUAACAUCUUUGAAGUUUUAAGUAGAAUGUUAUUGGACAUUUGCAGAAAGAGAAGUGUUGGUGCCGCAAGUUUCUUGGCACUUAUGGCAUACUUCCAAGAAUUACAGAUGACUUGGUAUGCUGCAGACAAAGCAAGAUGCUAUAAGCAAACGCAACAAAUCUUCGAUAUGAUCUCAAACAACUUGCCGGAAGAGCCUUUGGAUCAAUACGCUAUAACUUACUUAAUGAGAUUGUUACAACAGUCUUUGAUGUCAUUUAGUGUGAAGGAGAUGCUUGAAAUCUUUGGGUUCAGAAAUUGUAUUUCUCUCUUGCCAUACAACAAGCGUAAAACAGUUGCUGGUGAUAUUAUUAACAGAUGUGUUGUUCUUGACGAAAAGAUUGAAACAAAAGAGUUUGCUGCGAAUAUAGUGGAAGUUGUCCAAGACUUGCUGAUGAAAACAAAAGAUCAACCGGAGGGGUUGGAAGAGGAAAUUAUUUCUGUCGAUGUUGAGAAUGCAUGUAAACUGUUGCAUUUAAUUGGAGGAGAUGCAAAUGCGUUUGAAACUAUUUUGACAUUGUUCAGAGAUAAGAUGACGAGUGAUGCAGUCAGAGUGCAAUAUGUUGCUGCGCCAUUGAUGUUUGUUGCGUUAAGCAGAAGAAAAGAGGCCGAGUUGGUGAAAUUUGUCUUUGCGUUUGUUCUUGCUCUUUUGAAAAUGGUGACGAAAUUGGAGCAUUUUGUGUUAGGGUUCCGAUUGUCUCUUCAAUGUGGUGUUGCUGCUUCGGAAGCUGGUGUUGAAAAGUUCAUGUACUUCUUCAAAAAUGCUUUUGAUAUCUACGAGAACAUUGUUGAAUCAACCGUUCAAAAAGAGUGCAUCGACAUUGCCCUUGGCACUUUAAUUAGUUUCAAAGGAAACGAAACAAGCUUUACCGAAAUAAGAAAUAUGGUUUUCAAAACUAUUAAUUAUUUGUUGAGAACGCCAAUGAAAUGCGAGAUGCUUUGCAAGUUGGCUGCUGUUUCGAUGGCAAAUGCAAGUGGUGUGAUCGACAAAAAAGCAGCCCUUGACCUUUUAACAAGAGCAGUGAAAGAAUCUGACAGAAUCAUUGAUUCCGACAUCCACGCAAUAGUCUGCAUGAUGUUGUUGAACUACCAAAUACAAUACCUUGACACAUUGGAUAUUCCAUGCGAUACGUUAGAAACUUUAAUCCAAAAUAUUAAAGACGAGUCCACAGAAUUUUCUGAAGAGCAGUUGGCUCUUUUCAACAACUCGAUUACAACGUUAAAGGUAGUUUCGGAGAAGAGCGACAAGUACAAGAAGCUUGCCCUUUAA